AUGACGGUUGACGAGAUAGCAGCCCCGACACCCGUCCACUACGAGAACCCCGAGAUCCCCCGCGAUGAGGUGCGCCCCGGCCAGGUGGUCGACCUCCGCUUUGGCCACGGUCCUCUACCCGCUACCAACAAGAAGAUCUUCUACUUCGACAUCGACAACUGCUUGUACCCCCGGCUGACACGAAUCCACGACUUGAUGCAGGAAAAGAUCCACACCUACUUCAAAAAGCUCUUGGACUUGGACGACAAGUGUGCCCACGAGCUCCACAUGAACUACUACAAAAAAUACGGCUUGGCCCUCGAAGGGCUUGUACGCAACCACGACGUCGACGCCUUGGCCUACAAUUCAGCGGUGGACGACGCUAUAGAAUUGAAAGGGGUGCUUCACUAUAAUGAGGAAUUGCGCAAUAUGCUUUUGGACAUGAAACAGCACUUUGACUAUUUCUGGCUCGUCACCAACGCCUACCGCAACCACGCUCUCCGCGUGAUCUCGUUCCUCGGCUUGGGCGACAUCUUUGACGGCUUGACCUUCUGUGACUACUCCCAGAACCCCAUCAUCUGUAAGCCGAUGCCCCAGUACUUCUUGUCCUUCCUCAAGACCACCCACGUUGACGUCGACAACGCCAGCGUCAUGGCCCACCAGUGGUUUGUUGACGACCUGGAGAUCAACGUCAAGGCGGCGGCCAAGAUCGGAUUUGGCCACGUCGUCCACUACGUCGAGGACCCCGCCACCUACGCCCGGUUACAGAAGGAACCGGAGUACAGGGGCGAAAAUAGAAUCAUUUUGAUAGACAAUAUUCUUGACCUCGGUCAGCUUGUGUCGAAAGUAGCGUAG
This is a messenger RNA of Diutina rugosa, 834 nucleotides long. Its product is annotated as nucleotidase. Gene Ontology annotation, biological process: nucleotide catabolic process; pyrimidine nucleobase metabolic process. Gene Ontology annotation, molecular function: nucleotidase activity. The transcript has a single exon. Lineage: Eukaryota; Fungi; Ascomycota; Pichiomycetes; Serinales; Debaryomycetaceae. Bases 1 to 834 code for a protein of 277 amino acids. The record is from RefSeq and is a predicted model, not a curated record.